AUAAUCAAAAUAGAUAAAACAGUUACUUUAAGAGUUUCUCCAUCGCAAAAACCAUCUGAGCUCAAACAUUCAUUACUUACUUAGUGAAAACAUGAUUAGCAUCCCAAACCCGUUCGAGAACCCCAAUUUAAUGCCCAGUCCAAAUAAUGAAGCAUUUCAGAAGGUUGCAUAAAAUCUCUUAAACUUUUCGCUCAAACAACAGCAGUUUUUGGCAGAAACGAAGUCAAAAGCGCUUUUUUUGGGGGCGAAAAAGGUCAAGAUUCCUCCGAUGUUAUCGAAAACAAACAACAAAGUGUUUGAUUCAACGCUUUAAUUCUGCAUGGCAAUCCAGGCCAGUGAUAAAUCAGUGUUUGGACAGAUUCCAGUUGCACAGAGAUUGUUUGCGAUUUACCAUGGCCGAAGAAGGCGACGUCCUAAUCGAACUCACCGACAUCCAGUUAAAACAACUGGCAGCAAUUUACGGAAAAUUACGAAACCAACUUCCCCAUUUGCACAGUUUUUUCCAUAUUUGUCUGCGAUCUAAAGCGCUGGGAAUGCUGGAUUUUGUCCACGUUUACUCACCUGGAGGAUGCUGGCAGGAGGAUGGCACUUUCAUUGCAUCCAUGCCGAUACAUUCCCAUGACAUAGUGUUUCACAGUUUGGACCCGUCGGGGACCAAUCUCAUAGAGGGUUUCAGGAAGACGAAAAAGUUCAAAUUCCUCAAGGAUCCUGCUAGAGACUACACCUACCUGUACGGGGUUCAUGAGAUGUUUUGCUCGAAAAUCCUGCAACUUUUCACUGAAGAUCUUCAACAUGAAGUGAGUUACAACCACGCCUUCCACCUAUACAGGCUGGACAUGGAAAAGGCCUUACAAAGCGAGUUUCGUGUCCCGGACGAAGUCUAUAUAACGGCUCUGGAGCCUCAAGAUCUUCCAGCUGUAGUCAAGGCAUGGCCAUUCAGCUUCCCUGCAGCUGAGCAGAAGCUGCAGGACUGCCUGAAGCUGAGCGUCGGAUUCGUGGUUCGACUCAAAUCAACCGACGAAAUGGUUUCUUGGGUAACUUCUUCUUGCUACGUUUCAGGCCAAAUGGCUGCCCUUCAAACAGCUGUGCAGCACCAACAAAAAGGAUACGCUCAAUUAGCAGUUAGGGAAUUCUCGCGUUAUUUAGCAAAUAACGGUUUUGAUACUUGCGGAACGGUGGUAGCUGGAAAUGUGCCUUGCGAACGGAUGCUGGAGGGUUUGGGCUUUGAAAAGCUGUUAAAAUGCCGGUUUAUUGCCAUCCGAAAUAAGUAUUAGAUCCCACAUAGCAAAAUGAUGUUCCCAGAAUAUACCUGGAACGUUCAUGUGAUGUACAUGCAUAUUCCUGGGACAUACAUGAGUUACAUUAUGAACGUUCCAUGAUGUCCCAGGAAUCUGUCAGAGUUAAUACACUGUAUGUUCAUGGUAUG
Molecule: messenger RNA, 1426 nt
Organism: Dendroctonus ponderosae (mountain pine beetle)
Lineage: Eukaryota; Metazoa; Arthropoda; Insecta; Coleoptera; Curculionidae
Exons: 4
Coding region: 393-1274 (293 amino acids)
Molecular function (GO): acyltransferase activity, transferring groups other than amino-acyl groups
Source: RefSeq, a predicted model, not a curated record